ACAAGAGCACCCGAACAAGUUAUUGAGAUCUCGCGAUAUUUCUGUGAGCCGAGGGAUUUAUCAUGGCGGCUAGCUGUUGUGGGGUGAAGAAACAAAAGCUCAACAAUUCGAUGCCAUCGAUUUGUUGUAAUGGCUCCGCAGUUCAUCCGAAUACCUUCAAAAAUGGUUACAGUGUAGCCUGUCGCGACAUGUGUUACUUCUGUUUUGACGUUUUGCACAGUUAUUUGCAUAAUUAUGAUCCGCCCAGAAACCCAGCUUUCACCAACGAUGCAUAUCCAUUGUUUGUCACAUGGAAAAUAGGUAGUAACCGCCGCCUGCGAGGAUGUAUAGGGACAUUCUCUGCCACCAACCUUCAUAGUGGCCUCAGGGAAUAUGCUGUCACUAGUGCUAUGAAAGACAGCCGUUUUAGUCCGAUAACCAAGGACGAGUUUAGCAAACUGUAUGUAUCUGUGUCCAUACUCACCAAUUUCGAGGAUGCCAAAGACUUCGAAGAUUGGGAGGUGGGGACCCAUGGCAUUAGGAUUGAGUUUUUAAAUGAGAAAGGCCACAAAAAAACAGCCACCUAUUUACCAGAGGUUGCUAUUGAGCAAGGAUGGAACAUAGAACAAACAAUAGACUCUCUACUCCGCAAAGGUGGCUUUCGCGGAACUAUAACAAACGAAGUUCGUAGGAAUUUACGAUUGACUCGAUAUAGGAGUGAAAAAAUAAUGGUAGCCUAUGGGGACUAUGUGGGCUCCAAACAAAACGGCCAUGCAUGAUGAUAGCAAUGUACAGCAAUGUCUCCUGGCAGCAGUAGAGGACUACCAACAACAUAGGCGGACAACUACUCAUUCACCAUGGAAUAUAUGUUGAAUAUCUGUAAAAUCUCGUACAAAUGUAAUCAUGCGACUUGUGCCGAAUAUGUACAUGUUGUAUUACAGGCUUCAAUAUAUGACAUGUUUCCAGAGCCAGGGUCCCUUGAUAUUAUGAGUUUAGAUUAUAAAGGAGCCAUCAGAGAUACUAAUAGCCCCAAUAAAAUGCAUUUGUUUUUAAGAAAUUAGUCAUGUGAUGUAAAAAAAAAA
Mizuhopecten yessoensis (Yesso scallop) is the source of this 1061-nucleotide messenger RNA. Its product is annotated as AMME syndrome candidate gene 1 protein-like. The transcript has 5 exons. Bases 63 to 758 code for a protein of 231 amino acids. The record is from RefSeq and is a predicted model, not a curated record. NCBI's taxonomy places the organism in Eukaryota, Metazoa, Mollusca, Bivalvia, Pectinida, Pectinidae.